AUGUCUCUGCCGAGUUUACGAUGGCCAGAAACGCUGUAUCGCAAUUCACUCAAGAAGGUUCGCUUGUUUCUAGAUAAAGAGCCGAGUGGCAGAACAGACUGGCGUGUGUUUGACUUGCGUGCUGAAGGUGCAGGCUACGAAGAUGCUGAUUUGGGUGGCAGAGUCCGGCAUCUCGGGUUUGUUGACCAUCAUCCACCGCCUUUUGCAUUGCUUCCAGAGCUGAUUGAUGCUCUACACGAGCAUCUUGACGCACCUGACAUUGUCAAGCCGGUUUAUGCUACAGAAGACAACCUUGUAGCCGAUGGUGCACCGGAAGCAGGUUGCAAGGCGAAUGGCAAACUAGCGGUCAUACACUGUAAAGCAGGAAAAGGCAGGUCUGGACUCACGACUUGUUCUUACCUCGUAACGCAUCGAGGAUUCCGUGAGGAGAACGCCCGCGCUCUAUUCACUGAACGGCGUAUGCGCAAAGGCUUUGGUGAGGGGGUCAGUAUACCUUCUCAACGCCGAUAUCUGCGUUAUGUCCAACGUUGGGUUGAUGAGGGUCGCAUCUACAAGCCUACACGCGUCAGAAUUGAUCGUCUGGAAGUAAGCAAUCUCCGUGGGGGAUGCGUCUUGGCAAUCAAAGGUUUCCAACAAGAUGGAGGGGAGAUCAUACCAAUCUACCGCUUUGAUGACCCACGAGAGAUUGAGCCGGACUCGACGAGCGAUGUGGUCAUCUUGCGUCCAACGAAACCGAUCGAAGUCGACUCAGAUCUGUGCAUCUCACUUGAGCGCGGCAAGGCAUUCGCACAUUUUUGGCUGAAUGCCUUCUUUGAGCGUGGAAAGCCUUUCAAGAUUGAAUGGGAUGAAGUGGAUGGUUGGCGGGGAACAAAGCUCCGCGGACCUUUCCGUGCCUACGACUCUGUGCGUGUGCACUUUACAGAGCUUUGA
Molecule: messenger RNA, 930 nt
Organism: Protomyces lactucae-debilis
Lineage: Eukaryota; Fungi; Ascomycota; Taphrinomycetes; Taphrinales; Protomycetaceae
Product: protein-tyrosine phosphatase-like protein
Exons: 1
Coding region: 1-930 (309 amino acids)
Biological process (GO): phosphatidylinositol 3-kinase/protein kinase B signal transduction; phosphatidylinositol dephosphorylation; cell motility
Cellular component (GO): cytosol; cell projection; nucleus
Molecular function (GO): phosphatidylinositol-3,4,5-trisphosphate 3-phosphatase activity; protein tyrosine phosphatase activity
Source: RefSeq, a predicted model, not a curated record